This is a messenger RNA of Cricetulus griseus (Chinese hamster), 1673 nucleotides long. NCBI's taxonomy places the organism in Eukaryota, Metazoa, Chordata, Mammalia, Rodentia, Cricetidae. The record is from RefSeq and is a predicted model, not a curated record.
CGCGGGACACCGAGGCCUGGGCGAGCCCGAGCGUUCCGCGCUUGCGCAGGUCUGGGGCGGCGGCUGAGGCUUCGGAUGGGCGUCAUCCCUUCCUCCUCGGUGUCGCCAGCCUGGCGUUCGGCGGAGAAACGCGGCCGAGAAAUGAAAGGGAAAAUGAAAUAACAAAGAAGCAGUUAUGAGGCAGAAUCUUACUGAACUAUGGAGACACCAGGUGACUGUCCCGGAAAUGAGUCACAGGUCAUCCCAGUGCUGGAGGAAGACCCUGUGGAUUAUGGCUGUGAGAUGCAGCUCCUGCAGGACGGGGCACAGCUGCAGCUCCAGCUGCAGCCAGAGGAGUUCGUGGCCAUUGCAGACUAUACUGCCACCGAUGAGACCCAGCUCAGUUUUCUGAGGGGAGAAAAAAUUGUCAUCCUGAGACAAACCACGGCUGACUGGUGGUGGGGUGAGCGUGCCGGCUGCUGUGGGUACAUCCCUGCCAACCACCUCGGGAAGCAGGUGGAGGAGUAUGACCCGGAGGACACCUGGCAAGAUGAGGAGUACUUUGACAGCUAUGGAACUCUGAAACUUCACCUGGAAAUGUUGGCUGACCAGCCUCGCACAACGAAAUACCACAAUGUCAUCCUGCAGAACAAGGAGUCCCUGAAGGACAAGGUCAUCCUGGACGUGGGCUGUGGCACUGGCAUCAUCAGCCUCUUCUGUGCGCACCAUGCACGACCCAAGGCAGUCUAUGCUGUGGAAGCUAGUGAGAUGGCACAGCACACAGGCCAGCUGGUCCUGCAGAACGGCUUUGCUGACACAAUCACUGUGUUCCAGCAGAAGGUGGAAGACGUGGUGCUGCCCGAGAAGGUGGAUGUGCUGGUGUCCGAGUGGAUGGGGACCUGCCUGUUGUUUGAGUUCAUGAUCGAGUCCAUCCUUUAUGCCCGGGAUACAUGGUUAAAGGAGGAUGGUGUCAUCUGGCCAACCACAGCCGCACUACACUUGGUGCCCUGCAGUGCUGAGAAAGACUACCACAGCAAGGUGCUCUUCUGGGACAACGCCUAUGAGUUCGACCUCAGUGCACUCAAGUCUUUGGCAAUCAAGGAGUUUUUUUCGAAGCCAAAGUCUAAUCAUAUCUUGAAGCCAGAAGACUGUCUCUCUGAACCGUGUACCAUAUUGCAGUUGGACAUGAGAACUGUACAGAUCUCCGACCUGGAGACCAUGCGGGGUGAGCUGCGAUUUGACAUUCAAAAGGCUGGUACCCUGCAUGGCUUCACAGCUUGGUUCAGUGUGCACUUCCAGAGCCUAGAGGAGGGCCAGCCCCAGCAGGUGCUCAGCACAGGCCCGCUGCACCCCACCACACACUGGAAGCAGACCUUGUUUAUGAUGGACGACCCAGUCCCAGUCCACACAGGAGACGUGGUCACAGGUUCCGUCGUUUUACAAAGAAAUCCGGUGUGGAGAAGGCACAUGUCUGUCUCUCUGAGCUGGUCUGUCUCAUCUACGCUCGAUCCUACAUCUCAAAGAGCUGGAGAGAAAGUCUUUCCAAUCUGGAGGUGACAGUUAAGCACUGCUUGGGAGUCAUGGCCAUGGUUUGCAUCUUGUGGAAGAAGAGGCACCUGGCCACCAGCUGUGACAUCCAUAAGCACCUGUCCCAUGCUGUUCCCUUUCCACCUAGCAGGCGACAUCGGCCCCUC